GUACCAAUACCCCAGUCCAAAAAUAGCUUUUGGGGGCUUUUUUGAAGCUUGAUAUGAACUUCAUCUUAUUCAGCAUAUCGGAUUGCGUACUUGUACCAAACUUCAUGCUUUUAUCAUAACAUGCACAAUUCUACUGCUAUGCGUCUGCACUAUCAGGAAUCUCGAGAAAGCAAGUUGUUUGACAAAACGAAAAGUUUCCACAGCCAUAACUUUUUGCUUAUAGGUCAGAUCACAUUGCUCUUUUUAAAUCUUUUGCUCAGUUUUGCAUGCUCUUUCCGAUAGUAUCAUCAGAUUCGAAAGUUGAAAUUUUGCUGACCGUGUAUUUUUUCAUGCUUCCGGAAACGCAAUUUCCGGUCAUUUGCCAGAAUGUUCCUAGGGCUUAAAAUGAUCAGUGGCCUUUACUCUUAUGAUUUAAACUUUAAAAACUUCGGUUACCCAGUUUGCUAGAAUGUUAUGCAAAAUUCCCUGUCUAAUAAGUUAGUCUUUCUGUUGGAUUAUCUGAGAAAACAGCGAAGAACGAGUAUCUUUUGUGUGCUACUUAUUCAGGGCCUUGGCCUUUUGUCCUAGCCCAUCGCUCCACCAACGGGCUAGUUAUACACCGGUUAUUCCCCGUCCUAAGAAGAACCCUGGCCGUUACAAACAUUUAAAGAUUUGAAGGUGCAGUCAUUUCAAAAGGAGCGCAAUUGGCCAGUACUGAAAAUGAUCAUCGUUCAGCUUUUUAUCAAUGAGUCUAUUUCAUGAGAAUUUUCAAAUAUCUAGAAUGCCGGCUUUAUUCGCAAUUCGAAUUAAGCUUGGUAAUGAACAAAUGUCCUGAAUGGACAAAUAAUAUAUCGCUUAUAAAUCGUGGACAUGGACCUUCUAGUUUCUGAAUUUAUGGCAAAAUUGCGUUACAGUGAGGUGAAAUGAACAGUGGUGACAGUGAAUUAUUUUAGCAUGAAACUAGAGCCAUCUAAUCACAUAUUUUAUUUCUAUAAGAAAACGGAUUCCAGUUUCAAAGGUAGCAUGAAUUAGAACAAGAAAUAUUGUUUGGUAAUCAAUGAAUUCUGUUUUCAAAUGGAAAUAAUCUAAAGUAAAAAAGUUAUGCCUGAAAAGAGUAAACAUUUAGAUGAAUGAGCUAAUCUAAGCUUAUCUAAAGGUUUUGGUCGCAAAAAGUUCCUGCUCGCUUCGCUUGCAGGGGACCGUGUUUUCUAGGUUUGCCCCUGGGCCUCCAAAACCUUUCGGCGGCACUGACUGCCCGUCGCUCGGGCCAGAUCUCCUUCGAACGGAAGGAGCCAGUGGAACGGUAGCCUGUGUUCCAGACCCCUCUACUUUCAAGUUAAGGGUCUGGAGCACAGGCUAGUGGAACCGAAGGAGAUACAAAACGAAAGCGGAAGUACUCAAAUUUCGCAGACGACGAAAGUUGAAAUUCAGGUUUGUGUGAAAGAAAGAGAAUUAAGCAAUUAAGAAGAAGAUGGAAUACUAUAAAGUCAUGAAGACUCUAAUAGAUGAAAAAGCACUGAAAGCAGGAAGAUAUAUAGAUGUAUGGUCCAACUUUGAUAUUUUUCUCGAGAGGGCUAUUCUCAGGAUAGGUAGCCAUCCUGUAGAGAUGACUAAAAUUGAGUUCCUUAAAUGGACACAGAAGACUGCUCAAAGCAAAUAUGACAAAGUUCUUGAAAGUUAUACCUCAGCAUACCUAGGAUGGCAAUGUUAUCGUGCUGACAGAUUCGACGAGGCUAUCAAGUGGUUUCAAUGGGUCAUACUACUACAGUCUGUGAAAAAGUUUCCAAUUAUCUCUCUAAUAGCAGAAUCAAAUCUAGGUAUCGGAUAUGCAUAUUUUAAACUUAAGCAGUACGGAAAUGCCAUUUCUUAUUUAAAAAAUUCUUUAGAACAGUCUUUAGAAGUAUUUUACAAAGUUGAAAGAGCUUUUGUGGCAAUGGUGUAUCUAGGUGGUUGCUAUUCUGAAACAGAAAGGUUCGAUGAAGCCAUUACAUAUCUUCAUAAGGCAUUGGGAUAUUUUGAAUCAUUAAAUUGUGACUGGAAAUACACAAUAUCAUCAAGAUUGGGAAAGAUUUAUGCUAAAAAAGGAGAGUAUGAAGAAGCAGUUGAUUAUUUUGAAGAAGCGUUGAGACAUGGUAGCGAAAAAGAGCGUGCAGACAUAUUUUUGUGCCUAAGUAAAGCUACACUUGACUUGGGACUACUAGAAAAGGCCUUAACACAUGUCAAUAAUGCAAUAGAAAUUGGAAAGACUCUAGAUGAUCAUGCUCUCGUAAUAGAUGCUGAGAUACUCAAAGAUGAAAUUGAGAAGAUAACAAAGAAUGAAGUAAAAAAAGUAAAUGAGGAAAAAAAUGAGGAAGGAAAAGAAGAAGAAGAAAAGCUACCCAGACAUAUUAUUGAAGGCUUUGCUUGUCUCAUAUGUCUUGAAACUGCAGAGGAAGCCGUCGAAACUAGCUGCUGCCACAGCAUUUACUGCGAAAAAUGCUUAUCAGCUGUCAAGGGUACUUGCCCACAAUGCCGAAAACAAUUCACAGUGGAUAUUGCACAUGCUGUCCGAAGACUUAUAGGGAAUCUACCCACUCAAUGCUCUUUUGAUGGCUGUACUGCCAAAGUAACUCGGUCUGAGCGUAAAGACCACGAGAAAAGAUGUGAACACCGUCUGUACAAAUGCCCAGUACCUGAGUGUUUGUUUGAGGGACUGAAGAAAAUGUAUUUAACGCAUUUGAUUAGCGAACACGAAAAAGUUGUGAUUAAACAGGUUUCAUUCAUUGCCAAAAACGAAGAGACCAACCAAGAGACAGACGAUAGAAUUCAAAGAAAGACAAAUGAGGACGGGAAAGAGAGCAGGCUUGGUUCCACUGGGAAACAUUAUUGUGGUUAUGUUUUUGGUUCUUCAAGAUGCGAUUGUUGUGAUAUCUACUGUGGUCCUGAGAAUGGUUGCAACUGUGCCGCGUGCAUGAAACUGGACAUCAAGUCUUUCAAGCUCACCAAAGGCUGGUACGUCAACAGGGACGGAUGCGUAUGUCAACAAAACACAGAAAGUGGCAAUGUAUACUGUGGGCGACUUGCAAUAACACCUUCCGAGGAUUCAGAUGGGUUCUGUGGACCGGAUGUUGGUUCAAACUGUGAUGCCUGUCGCAUUUUGCAAAAUCAGUUGAGAGAUAGAUAUGCACAUAUCUGGGAGUAAUCUGGCUCUUGAGCAUUGUCCAAGGAGCUUUCAUUCAAGUGACAACUUUUUUAAGAGCUGCUGAUCGCUAUCAGUUUUUAUAAACCCACUUUUUUUUGUUCUCUGGAUAUUCUUAUUUAGAGUAUAGUCAAUAGAAGCCUGCGUGCAGACUUUACUCCUUCGCAAUUGAGCAUAACAGCUCUCGUUACUGUAACUGAUCUAUCGAUAAAUAUAUUCGAUCUCUUUUUAUAGUUACACGUAUAAACAUCGAGUGCAAAAACAAGAAAAACUCGGAAAAAAUUGCUUAAGAACAAUCGACAUAUUUUCUUGUUCAACUGUUUCAUAGGCACAAGAUGCAAUAAGACAACUAUAAUAUGUAAGGAUUUAAGUUAAUAUAAAGGUAUCAUUCUUUCGAUAUUAAUGCAUUACCUAUGAGUUAUUGUUAGGGUAUCAUCAUUGUCGAUAUUAUGUAAUUUGUCAUGAGCAAACGUUCAGGUAUCGUUAUUUCUAAUAUUAUGCCUUUAGCUAUGAGUUAUUGUUAGGGUAUCAUCAUUUUCGUUAUUAUGUAAUUUGUCAUGAGCAAUCGUUGAGGUAUCGUUAUUUCUAAUAUGAUGCGUUUAGCUAUGAGUUAUUGUUAGGGUAUCAUCAUUUUCGUUAUUAUGUAAUUUGUCAUGAGUAAUCGUUGAGGUAUCGUUAUUUCUAUUAUGAUACGUUUAGCUAUGAGUUAUUGUUAGGGUAUCAUCAUUUUCCUUAUUAUGUAAUUUGUCAUGAGUAAUCGUUGAGGUAUCGUUAUUUCUAAUAUUAUGCCUUUAGCUAUGAGUUAUUGUUAGGGUUUCAUCAUUUUCCUUAUUAUGUAAUUUGUCAUGAGUAAUCGUUGAGGUAUCGUUAUUUCUAAUAUGAUGCGUUUAGCUAUGAGUUAUUGUUAGGGUAUCAUCAUUGUCGAUAUUAUGUAAUUUGUCAUGAGUAAUCGUUGAGGUAUCGUUAUUUCUAAUAUUAUGCCUUUAGCUAUGAGUUAUUGUUAGGGUUUCAUCAUUGUCGAUAUUAUGUAAUUUGUCAUGAGCAAUCGUUGAGGUA
Molecule: messenger RNA, 4213 nt
Organism: Rhopilema esculentum
Lineage: Eukaryota; Metazoa; Cnidaria; Scyphozoa; Rhizostomeae; Rhizostomatidae
Molecular function (GO): protein binding; zinc ion binding
Source: RefSeq, a predicted model, not a curated record